Oryzias latipes (Japanese medaka) is the source of this 3408-nucleotide messenger RNA. It is a transcript of the gene swt1, whose product is annotated as SWT1 RNA endoribonuclease homolog. Gene Ontology annotation, cellular component: nucleus. The record is from RefSeq and is a predicted model, not a curated record. Lineage: Eukaryota; Metazoa; Chordata; Actinopteri; Beloniformes; Adrianichthyidae.
UGCUCGGCUUACCGGAAGUUCCUAAAAAGAAAGACGCACCGGAUGUUUUGAUUAGCAACCUAAGCACUUGUUUACUUUUGCUUUUAUACACUGAUAGAGGCCGACUUCUGUGGCAGUAGAGUCAAAAUGAAGAAAAUGAACAGUAAUUCCAAAAAGAGGAGGCGGCGGAUGGUCAUGGUUUCCUCGUCCUCGAGUGAGGAAGAUAAAAGGGUAUCAAAGAGAAAAGAAGAUAGCAAAAGUCCUAAAAAGCAAAAGGAUUUCAAGAGUCACAAGAGUAGCACCAAAGUACAGACAAUGUGUGUCAAAGAGGACUUGGAAACCAGUCAUCAGGUCAAAAAACCUGUCUACAGACUUUCAAAGACACAUGGAGAAGAGCAGAACGACAUCAAGAAGGAUAAACAACAUACAAACACUAAAAAUGCUGCUGGGCCUUCUCAUGGGGAAGUUUACUCCAGUAAAGCAGAAGCAAAUUCUUCAGGAAAACACAAAACUGUUGGGGAAAAUAAAACUGUUCAAGCCGAAUCAUCAAAAACAUUGAAUGCUAAAGACAACCACAAAAGAAAAGCCUCCAAAUCCAAAGAUGAAGAUAAACAAGAAACAAACGAGAAGACAUCAAAAGUUUUAGCAGAUAAAUGUUUCUCUGUGAGAGGUCCUUCCAUAGCAAAGAAACGGCGAAUGAGUCCAACUGUAGGCUCAACUGAACAAGGGAAUCAAAGACAUCAUGUAGAGAAGAAAGCUAAAUCAUCAAGAACUGAAGCAGACAGCAGCAUAACUAAAGACCAAGAUCCAUCCUCUACUGGCUGUGAGGAUUCUGCACAUCCAAAGACAAAGCUGCCUGAAAACACAAGUAAAAUCCAUCAAGAAAAGGAAUUAACUACCGAUACAAGCUUAUCUACAGCGCCACUAAAAAUCUCUCCCACUUUCACUCAAAACUCCUUCAAAACAGUCAAUCUCACUACCACAGAGAGUAGUUCAGGGGUGUGGAGCAAUCUCCCUGAAUCCCCUGUGAGUGAUGCAUCAGUCUCACCUCAGAUAUCAGAGUCACUGUCGGAUAAGAGACUCAGGCUUUCUCAAAAGUUUGUGCCUUUUAAAUUUAAGAUACCCAAACAAGUUCGGCCUCAUUUCCAACAGAGCAAAGAUCAUAGUAAAGGCGCUGUGUUGAAGACUGAACCUUCAGACUCUAAGGUAAUUUUAACAAAAGUGAAGCAGGUUGAUACCUUGCCAGAGCACAGCUCUUUGGAUGACACUCCUAAUUCUCAGAUUGAGGAACAAGAAAAUGGAUCAGCUUCUGCUGAUAAACUCCCAGCUGCAAAUGAGGACAACACUGAGCAUAUGUAUGAUCAGUGUGUUCUGCAGUCCCAAGUUGUUGAAGAGCUUCACCUCGCCCGCUCUGACAAGAGGUUAGAGUUAAACGUCACAGAGAGCUACGGGGAACUGACCUGCAUGGACAUAGAUGUGCCAGAAGAGGCAUCAUCAACCAUCCUCAGUCCGCAGCCUCUUCAGCAAGUCCUCGUCCUUGUUUUGGACACCAACAUCCUCCUCAGUCAUUUAGAGUAUGUUAAAAAGAUCACAUCCCAUGGCCUUGGAGCUUUGGGCUUUCCCAUUGUCCUGAUCCCCUGGGUGGUACUGCAGGAGCUGGAUUACUUGAAGAAGGGAAGGGGCCUGUCGGGCUCCGUGGCUCACCUUGCAACCCCUGCCAUCUCUUACAUAUACACCAGUCUGAAGAGACGAGACCCUCGCCUGUGGGGGCAGUCUAUGCAGCAGGCUGCUCAGAGCUGCAAUGGUCUGAAUGCGGAGAAUAAUGAUGACAGGGUGCUGCAAUGCUGCUUGCAAUACCAGAAUAUCUACCCAGAGUGUGCUCUGAUCCUUUGCACCAAUGACAAAAAUCUAUCCAGUAAAGCCUUACUGAGUGGGAUACGCGCUCUCUCCAAGAGUGAUUUAGAGGCAGAAGUGGAAACGUCCAGACAUGGCCUCACUGCUCUACAAAGAGCUCAGGCUCCUGUGAUGCCCCACAAAUGUGAACAGGCCCCAUUGCCAAUGUCAAGGAGGAGUUGCACACAGGCCCCGCCUCAGCAUCAACAGAAAACCGGUUUUCCUCAAGGCUUCCUUGAGGAAGAUGGCACUCGGAAAGAAAGUGGUGCAGGCGCCGAAGAUGACAAUGCAAAACAGAGGCUUAGCGAGUGUCUGUCUGACCUAGAGAAAUGUCUGCGGGACGUUCUCUCCGCUGUGGUAGAAAAGGAGAUGAAGGCCAUUUAUGACAACAUCUGGCUUCAGAUAGUUUGCAGAAAGCCCCCAUGGACACUUCAAGAUGUUUUGCAGUGUUUAAAAAAGCACUGGAUUGCCGUCUUUGGACAUGUCGUGCCAAGAAGACAUGGUGAGACGGUUAUAGAGCUCAUCAAAUUCUUCACUCCGGGUAAAACUCCAGAUUGUCAAAAAACCUCUGAUGCACUGCAGCAAGCGAAAGAGUUUGUGAAAGCAUUUAGGAAAAGGUCGCGUCAUGUUUCCCAGGCCAUCUCUGAGAUGGAGAGGAUCUCCAACAAGCUGCAGCCUCAGCCGCCUUUACGUGUGCUGGAAGACAGUGUGGCUGGAGAUGUUGUCAUGAAUGAAGAUGAGGUGGAGGACAAACAGUCCACAUCUGCUCAAGUCUCCCACCAGGAAGUGUGGGGCAUUUUUGAGAACAUCUGGCUCCAUGUUUAUCAAACCAGCUUGGAGGUGUUCAAAGCACUGAGCUUUGACCCUAGCACCAUGCAGAUUGUUCCUUUGGAGAGAGGCCUGACAUUUCCACAGGAAGCUUUGACCUGUUUGCACAAACUGGCCUCUGUGGUCCUGCAGCUGCUCCAAGCCUUCAGCAGCAUUUUGUCCUCGGCUCCUGGUUUGGAGGAAGUCCAGACUCUGCUCAGCGUCAUCUAUUCCAAUCAGAUUAUUUGUGAAGAUUCCAGGUUAACAGCCACAGUCAUUCUUGACUGUUUCUCACAACCAGACUACAGGGAGAAGCUUCGAGUCGGAGGGGGCCAGUUGAUGGAGCUGAAAAAGGCCUUGGACUGUUGUGUUCGUGCUUCAAACCAGCACCUCGCCUUCACCACGCAGCCUUAAUAAAAGCAAUUUGCACAUCGGCCUAACUGAAAAGUCUUAUUCUGGUUUUUGGACCUAAAGGUGUAAAAAAUGAAGGUAUGUCUUGUCUGGAGUGGACUUGGAUAUAUGGUUAGGGACAUUCUUGUCCUCGAGCGCAUUGAUUGGUUUAAAUGUUUCGUUGUUGCCAGUGCUGGUAAACUUUUUGGUCUUUUGUUUUCCAGUAGGCAACUUUUACUAUUUUUGUUUAUCUGUAUAGACAAAGGGCUUUGACACGUAUCAACAUGGCUGUACUCAUGUUUUAUUCCCAUUAAAUGUACAGUGUGAAUAUUUUGCAAA